Messenger RNA from Rhineura floridana, 1958 nucleotides. It is a transcript of the gene RBM38, whose product is annotated as RNA binding motif protein 38. The coding region runs from base 198 to 845 and encodes 215 amino acids. NCBI's taxonomy places the organism in Eukaryota, Metazoa, Chordata, Lepidosauria, Squamata, Rhineuridae. The record is from RefSeq and is a predicted model, not a curated record. Gene Ontology annotation, cellular component: cytosol. Gene Ontology annotation, molecular function: RNA binding. The transcript is spliced from 4 exons.
AUCCUAGCAGCUUAGGACAUCUCCUUCCUUCAACCCUGGACGUCUUUCCUCGCGUCUCGGCUCCCCCUUUCCUCCUUUUGGAUGCUUUUUCCAGCCUCUCCCACUCUCCGCCACCCGCCGCCUCCUUUUCCUCCUUCUGCUCUCGGAGUAGCAGCAACAGCCGACACCGUCGGGGCUGCUCCGCCAGCGGCAGCGCCAUGCACACGGUGCAGAAGGAUACUACCUUCACCAAGAUCUUCGUCGGGGGACUGCCCUACCACACCACGGACUCCUCGCUGAGGAAGUACUUCGAGGUGUUCGGGGACAUCGAGGAAGCCGUCGUCAUCACGGACCGGCAGACGGGCAAAUCCCGGGGAUACGGCUUUGUGACCAUGGCUGACAGAGCUGCUGCUGACAGGGCAUGCAAAGACCCCAACCCCAUCAUCGAUGGCCGGAAAGCAAAUGUCAACCUUGCAUAUCUGGGAGCAAAACCAAGGAGUAUUCAAACUGGUUUCACCUUAGGGGUGCAGCAGUUACACCCAGCUCUCAUUCAGAGACCCUAUGGGCUUGCACAUCACUUUAUCUACCCUCAAGCGAUUGUUCAGCCCAGCAUGGUCAUUCCGACCCCUGUACAGUCAAUCACAUCUCCCUACAUAGACUACACAACGGCGACCCAGGCCUACUCGCAGUUCACCACCGCUGCCUAUGACCAGUAUCCAUACGCUGCCUCUCCUGCUGCUGGUUUCGUGGGAUAUGGCUACACAGGCACUCUCCAACCGCCUCUCACCUCUAAUCCGCCAGUAGCCACUUCCACGGCUUUUGUGCAGUAUCCACCGACACAGCUGCAGCCCGACCGUAUGCAGUAGAAGCCUAGGAAGUCUAGCCUUGGCCGCCGCCACCCUUUUCCAGGAGAACUCUUUCUUUCUAUAAUAAGAUGGAAAGCUUUUUGGAGGGUCGGGUAGGAAUCUGUGAAAUGAAAGAGGAAAGCAGGUUUUUUUAAUAAAAAUAACAAUCAACGUUUCUUUUUUUUUAAACAACCUUAUUAGGAAGAAUGCAUAUCGAUGCCUAAGCUAUUUAUAGUGUUACAGACAAGCUUUGCAAAAAAAGACUUACACUCAUAAUAAACGAACUUUGGUAAGCUCUUUUUUUUUAAUGAAGACAAAUAUUGUUGCAAAGAUGGACUGAAAAUGACUUCAAGUGAAAACUACAGGUUCUGGCACACUGAUAGCCAUUUACUUCCAUGGCCUGUUCUUUUCUUACUCCCCGCUCCUGCUUACACUAUCAAACUUUACAGUCUGGUCAUUUUACUCUUGCCAUAGAAGGUACCUGGAUAAUACAGUAAUGGGAAAAAUGCAAACCUUUUUUCUUUUUGGCUUGUAUUAAAAAUUUUGUAAUGCUCAAGAUGCCUUACAGGGGGGGGAAAACUAUUUUAAUAUUUAUUGUGAUCUUUUUUUUCAUUCACAGGAGCUGUGAAUUGCAGGUAGAAAAAUAGUAAUAUCUGCCUUGUUUCAUUCUCAACUAAAUUAUUGUAUGUAGGUGAAGAAAAACGUUCCUAAGUAACGCUAAAUCACUUUCAACAUGCAAAAAAGGGAAUAUUGGCUUUAAGGACAGUGGAAUAUUCCUUUAGUCAACGCACUGUAAUUUUUUUUUAUUAUAAUUGCUACUCUUUUAAGAUUAUCUCAAAAGUUUUAGGUAUAUUUUUAAAGCAAAAAAGGAAGAAAAAAGAAUAUGGAACAUAUUGUCUACUUUGAUAGAUCUUUCGUUUAUAAUGCUGCAAAGUCUAGAGAAAUUUUACAGUAUUUAUAUAAAAGCUAAGCAUGGGGGCAUGGGCCAGCAGUGCUUAGGAGAAUGUCAGGUAUGAAUCAGAGUUCUAAACAGGUGAACAAAAGGGUUUAAAAUGUGACAUUUUUAUACCCAGUGGUACAAACUGCUGAUUUUAGUAAAGGACGGUGUAAGUUAACUGCAUUUUUACAAAAGAA